Molecule: messenger RNA, 3810 nt
Organism: Harmonia axyridis
Lineage: Eukaryota; Metazoa; Arthropoda; Insecta; Coleoptera; Coccinellidae
Exons: 1
Coding region: 255-2219 (654 amino acids)
Source: RefSeq, a predicted model, not a curated record
AAAGGUGGUAGGUUGUCGACAAGAGUUUAUACUCAGAGUAGGAUAUAGUUAUAUUGAUUUUUUUUUUUUUGAUUUGUUUUAACGAAAAAAAAAAGGAAGAGAGAUGUUUUUCUGUUUUAUUGUGAAAAUUUGAGGUGGUUAUGUUUAGUUAUUAUUGAAUGAAAAAUUUGAGAUAAGUUUAUUGUUUUGAUAUUUGUAAAUUUUUUUUUUGAAAGAAUGUAAUUUUAUAUAGGGGACUACGAGACGCCACCAAGAUGAGCUUCACGUUAGUCAAAGGGAUAACCUUUUUCCUAUCUUUAUGCCUUGGUACCCAAGCUUUAAUAGCUUACGAUUGUUCCGAUAAAAAUGCCGAAAUUUCAGCGGUGUCUAUUCGUGACGUCGCGGAGUGUCCGACCGUAGAGACAACCUAUAAAAGUGAACCCGUUCAAAUAAAAGUAUUACAAAAAGAUGAAAUUAAAUUACGACAUGUGUGGACCUGUUGUGUUGAACUAACUCGAAUAAUUAUGCAUUGUGGAAUGCAUAGUCACAGUUCAAUCGUGACCGGGGGUAUAUCAAACUCUAUCCAUCGUUUGGGUGCAGAAGAAUGUAGAUCCAUCCACCGCUAUAGAAUGUUAAAAUUGUAUCAUCAAGAAAUAGGCGGAAUAAAUUUGAAUGGCACGACUUCAGCCUCCCUCACUAUAGGGGGAGCGCUGAAUUCUGAUGGGACAUGUAAAGGGACAACGUAUCAGGAAAAUGGGCAAUCAUGGCAAGAUGUUGUUAUUGUUGCUUCUGUAAAAAUCAAAGUUUCGGACUAUGAAGCGAAGGUGAAAAUUGAGGAAAAUGAAAUUAGUUUAUUAGGAGGCAUUGUGUGUCCGUUUAUGAAAGGAUAUUGUUUUGAUACCACAGCUGGGGAAGUAACAUGGGAUAGUGAACCUCUUACGACUUGUGAAGAAUCACUAAGCUUACUCUAUUUGGGCCGAGCAGAAAGAAUUUCAAAUCAAAUUACUACUGAACAAUUUUUGGUUAUAGAAGAUAGUACUAAAGUGUUUGCUUUAACGUUGAUAAAGAAGAUUAUGAUAUGUCAAUUAGAGAUAUGGCAGACUGAACACCCUAGAAUUUUGGUUAUUGAAGGAAAACAACGUGAUAAAAUUACUCCGAAAAUAAAUAUUCUACCUCAUAAUGCAGAUUUGAUGGCAUAUGUUAAUAGUAAAUUUUUUUAUGUAGAACAAGCUUAUAAUAGAAAAUUGGAUCAAUUAUAUACAGAUACCGUCCAUCGACGAUGUCUUAUACAAAGAGAAAUACUUAAAAACCGCCUUUUGAUGGCUCCAUUAGUACCAAACACGUUAAGCCAAUUAGUACGAGAAGGAGGAGGAUAUGUUGGACGAGUAUUAGGAGAAGUACUUUACAUCAUGCGGUGCGUACCUCGGACAGUAGAAAUAAGAAGAUCGAAGAAAUGUUACAAUGAAUUACCUAUUUUAGUGAAUAAUCAAUCAAAAUUUAUGGCCCCAGUUACAAGAAUUAUUCAAAAUUAUGCAGAAGAGAUAGAUUGUAAUGGUUUGAUGCCUCCCCUUUAUUGGAUAGAUGAACAAUGGAUGGGAUUAAGCCCCUACCCCACAGCACAGAAGUCACCAGAAAAACUUAUACCUGAUUCAAAUUCGAAAUUAAAAUUUAACCCUAUUCAACCGAUUGGAGCUCUUGGAAUUUAUACACAAGAUGAGAUAAUGAAUGCCCAAAGAAUUUUAAAUUUUGGAAUAGAACGUAAAGCAGUUGAAAAUAUCAUAGCACGACGAGUAGCAGGAUUGGAAACAUCGGAUCAAGGAUUUUCUACAAUCCAUAUGUUUGACCCAGCAGAAAUGAAAGAGUUAGCUCAUAAUACUAUACGUCAAAUUUGGGGAUGGUUUACCGAUUUAGGAAUAUUUAUGAGUGGAUUGAUGGGAUUUUAUGCUAUAUUUAGGAUGAUUAAGUAUGGACUUGGAGUCUUACUAAAUGGAUUACAUUUAUAUAAAUUAUUUGGAUGUGGAAUAAUGAUAUUAGCUAGUUUUUGGAAUACUCUUUCGGUAUUUGUGACGAAUCGACAUCAUGCCCGGCAAGAAAAUUUAAGAAAUAAUCAGGAACCAAAUGAAGAAAUUUUAGAUUCACCUCCCAUUUCGACAUUAUACCCUAGUUUAGCUGCAUCGGCACCACACUGGACAGAAGGACAGAAUGCUGGUAGUGCCACAGAUCGUUCGUUACCGGUAUAAACUUGUAUAAACUAAAAGUAUUGAGUGAUGGACUAGAGAAUAACGCGAAUCGUCUAAAGACAUGUUAAUUCAUACCCCCUCCCCCCCUUUUUUACCUCUAACUUCCUUAAGGUUACUCCCGUGACUAAGAACAGAGUCAAGAAAGGACCAGAGUAUCAUUUCACUAGAUAAUCUUAGGAAGCAGUAUUAUGGAACCAGGAAGUGCCGCGAUAGUGAAAUUUUGAAAUCCCGAAAAGUGAACAAACUCCAUGCUGGAGUUAGUGAAGUGCAUAAGAGAAAAAUAUUUCGAAUUGAUUUGAUUGUUUUGAUUUUUUUUUGUUUUAUUACAUAUUAGGAUUUGGAUUUUAUCUUUUUCAUUUUAUUUGAGUAAAUAAUAUUUGCUAUGAAUUAUUGAAUAAUGUCGGAAAACAUACCACCAUAGACUUUAAGACCUUAGGGUAGGUAGAGAUGAUAUAGUUUCUCUUUAUGAUUAGCUGCUGAAAAGUUUGGUUAAUAGGUUUUUGUUUUAUUUUGUAUCUGUUAGUAAGCAGUUUGAUAUUGGAUAAUGAUGAGUUUUAGUUUAAGAAUGAAAAAUUUAAAUUACUUUGAGCCAGUAUCAUUUUGAUAUAGGAGUUACAGUUAUUGUGAUUAUUGGAGAGGAAGGACUAUUAAAUUAAUAAGGAUGAAAGUGAGGGAAAAGUUAUGGCAUCCGAUGCCACAACUUUUUCGGAUAAGGGUGUGAUGUAGUAAAGCGGAUAUUUGAAAAUUACCGAAAUUAUUAGAAUUAUUAUGCCGAGGAAAUACGUUAAAUUCAAAGAGUGAUCGCGCCUUAUGUAAACUGAUCUUAUCUUAGCAUAAGGAUGUUUUGUUUUCCAAUCAAUGCUUUUCUUAGUUACCGUCUCCAGACGUCUCGACACUACGUUGGUGAAAUCGAUAUAUCUUUCACGGAUAAGAAGAAUACAUUUAGAUACGGGGAAAUCUUGGCUUAUCUGAGUUCAGUAAAUACUUUUUGGUCACAUUGACACAGCAGAAAAUCCGUCCGGCUGUAGGCAAAAUCGAAGUAUGGUUCUUGCUGAGACUGCAUAAAAAUCUAGUUUGAACUGAGGUUGAAGGUCUGUUGGCGAAAAAUGAAGAAGGAUAAAAAAUCUUUUAACCAAUGAUCUAAUUGGCAUGGUAUCUUGUGGAAUUGUUGGGGCGGUCUUAAGAGAAGUACGAGGUUACGAUUUUUGUGGAGGAAAAGAAGAAGUUAGUAUCGCUUAGGGUCUCUUAUUGAGAGAGGUUGAGAAUUAGAACGUCGGUCGCGAAACCAGACUUAGAUUAAAACAAUUUCUUUUGAAGAUCAGAGUAAUUUUUUUGAAAAGUUGAAUCAAGAAUAAAGGAAAUUUAGUAGAUGAUAGAGAGUUAAAGGAAUUUUAAGUUUUUUUGGAAGAAGGAAUUGUUUUAAUUCUAAGAACGGUUGACAUAGGUCAGAAACAGUAAAAUAGGAAUUUUUUGGGAUAAAGUUAGAAUUUGUUUUUUUGAAUCUCUUUGGAAUAAAUUAGGUUAGAUCGGAGUUCGCGGAUCGGUAGUGAAGUGUUAUAUAAGGAAUUACACGUUUUCGAGUGAACAGUUU